Messenger RNA from Hyaena hyaena (striped hyena), 3090 nucleotides. RefSeq names its product synaptotagmin 6 (gene SYT6). The transcript is spliced from 7 exons. The coding region runs from base 1 to 1587 and encodes 528 amino acids. Lineage: Eukaryota; Metazoa; Chordata; Mammalia; Carnivora; Hyaenidae. Gene Ontology annotation, cellular component: membrane. The record is from RefSeq and is a predicted model, not a curated record. Gene Ontology annotation, molecular function: calcium-dependent phospholipid binding; syntaxin binding; phosphatidylserine binding. Gene Ontology annotation, biological process: calcium-ion regulated exocytosis; regulation of dopamine secretion; regulation of calcium ion-dependent exocytosis.
AUGAGCGGGGUGUGGGGGGCCGGAGGGCCUCGGUGCCAGGCGGCGCUCGCGGUCCUGGCCUCGCUGUGCCGGGCCCGGCCGCCCCCUCUCGGGCUGGACGUGGAGACUUGUCGGAGCUUCGAGCUACAGCCCCCCGAGAGGAGUCCGAGCGCGGCCGACACAGGCACCUCUGUCAGCCUCCUCGCAGUGGUAGUUAUUGUGUGUGGCGUGGCCUUGGUGGCAGUUUUUCUCUUUCUCUUUUGGAAGCUGUGCUGGACGCCCUGGAGGAACAAGGAGGCCUCCAGUCCCGCUUCUGCUAACCCUCCCCCGGAGGCCCCCCAGAGCCCCAGCUCAAGAGGCAACAUGGCUGACAAGCUGAAGGACACCAACAGCCUGGGCUUCCUAGAGGCGGCUGUGAAGAUCAGCCACACAUCCCCAGAUAUCCCGGCCGAGGUGCAGAUGUCGGUCAAGGAGCACAUCAUGCGUCACACGCGGCUGCAGCGACAGACCACUGAGCCCGCAUCCUCUACCAGGCACACGUCCUUCAAGCGCCACCUGCCGCGGCAGAUGCACGUCUCCAGCGUGGACUACGGCAACGAGCUCCCGCCGGCGGCCGAGCAGCCCACCAGCAUUGGCCGGAUCAAGCCCGAGCUCUACAAGCAGAAAUCCGUGGACGGCGACGAGGCCAAGUCCGAGGCCGCCAAGAGCUGCGGGAAAAUCAACUUCAGCCUGCGCUACGACUAUGAGAGCGAGACCCUAAUCGUGCGCAUCCUGAAGGCCUUCGACCUCCCCGCCAAAGACUUCUGUGGCAGCUCUGACCCCUACGUCAAGAUCUACCUCCUGCCCGAUCGCAAAUGCAAGCUGCAGACGCGGGUGCACCGCAAGACCCUGAACCCCACCUUCGACGAGAACUUCCACUUCCCGGUGCCCUACGAGGAGCUGGCCGACCGCAAGCUGCACCUCAGCGUCUUCGACUUCGACCGCUUCUCCCGCCACGACAUGAUCGGAGAGGUCAUCCUGGACAACCUCUUUGAGGCCUCCGACCUGUCCCGGGAAACCUCCAUCUGGAAGGACAUCCAGUACGCCACGAGUGAAAGCGUGGAUCUGGGAGAGAUCAUGUUCUCGCUGUGCUACCUGCCCACAGCAGGCAGGCUCACGCUCACAGUGAUCAAAUGUCGGAAUCUCAAGGCGAUGGACAUUACAGGCUAUUCAGAUCCAUAUGUCAAAGUGUCCCUGCUUUGUGACGGGCGGAGACUGAAGAAGAAGAAAACCACCAUAAAAAAGAACACUCUCAAUCCUGUCUACAAUGAAGCCAUCAUCUUUGACAUUCCCCCAGAGAACAUGGAUCAAGUCAGCCUGCUCAUCUCGGUUAUGGAUUACGACCGAGUGGGCCACAAUGAGAUCAUAGGAGUCUGUCGCGUGGGGACCAAUGCCGAAGGCCUGGGCAGGGACCACUGGAAUGAGAUGCUGGCAUACCCACGGAAGCCCAUCGCCCACUGGCACUCCUUGGUGGAGGUAAAGAAAUCCUUCAAAGAGUGGCAGGACCGGGCUGCCAGCUUUGACAGCGAGAGCUCGUGCCCGUCCCCAAAACCACCUCCCACACCAUGAGCUGCACGGUUGGGCGACACCGAGGGGACUCAGCGGCAUUCCUUUUUGCACCUGUUCAACCGUCCAAACACAGUGUUACACAGGAGCAGCGGCAGCCGUAGCACGAGUCUUAACCGCUCCUGUGUAGGUCAAGGCCAAGACAUUUGUCGAGUGGCCAGACCUGUCUUAGUCUUCUUUGUCUCCCAAGGUGAUGUUUUCUGUGGUUUUCACUUUUUAUGGAUCUGCUGCCAAGAAAAGAAGGGGGGAAAAUCGUUGGAAAGAAAGAAGAGCAGAGAACCCAGAGGCUGGUUCAUAGAAAAUACAGUGUAAAAUAGUCAUCUUUUCGGGGGAGGUGGUUUGAGUUCCUGAAGCUUCGUGUCUCCACCAAGCUCCACAAUCCUGGACAAGAAGGAAGCCGACUGGAGGAAUGGCUGCUUCUGCAGAGGCCUGCUGAAGCGUGCAGACGGGGCCACGAGCCUUUACAAGGCUAGUUAUGACCCUUGGAAGCUCUUCGCUGAUGUGACGCAGAUGGAGAUGAAGACUCCUGGUCCUGCGCUGAAAUCGCCGGGGCUCUCAGGUGUCUGUGCGCCUUCUGCUGUUGUGAGGAUCCCUUCCCCCAUUUCCUUGUUGACUUUCCCCAUGCAUUGAAAUAAAUUGUCUUGAUCCCUCAUGGGAACUUAGCCACUUUCUUUAGGAAUGACUCUGCCAACACUGACAAUGUCCUAUGUGUCCUGACACCCACGGUUAAUGACCACAGUUGUUUGAAAACAGGAUCUUUGUUCUCCGAAAGAAACUUCGUGGUACAGAAAAGAAGGCACCCAUGUUCCAGAAUGACUUCCGUGUUGUACAUAGCUUUAAAAUUCCAUGACGUGUCAAGCAACUGUUUCAAAUGCCUGCAUAAGAUCAAAGAAGAACCCGGAUAAAUUGGUUCUCUGGGGGAAUGUGGAGUUUUAAUCCAGGUCCGAGCUGGAAUCCAUCUUUCUCUGAACAGAAUCUUCUUGAUUGAAACAAAGUCACCUUAAGCAUAUUUCAGCCCCCCUUGACUCUGGGACAAUGUUCAUCUUCAACUUUAGUUCUAUAAAUUACUAAGUACUUCAGUGUUUGUUUCAGUGGUAGUGAAGGUUUUGGGUUUUUUUCUCCUUUAGACCUCUACCUUAGGCCAAAUUCAGUUUAGGAAAAAAUAACGUUUCAAGUGUUCUGCAUUGUUAUAGUACGUUUUUGUUGAGUUUCUAGUGGUCUUCCCAUGAACCCCCCUAUAGCUCAGUUGGUUUGCUUAAUCUCAGUCUGUAUAGCCCUGGUAAAUUCAUGGUGAUGAGUUGCCACUGUAUCUUGUGACUACACAAUGCCAACUUCCAGAGUUGUGUGUGUGUUGACCUGCAAGAGGCGGGUCUGAGGAAGGAUCCCCUUCUGCCAAUGGAAGGUCAAGAAUGGAAAAGCUACUCACACACCUUGUGUCUUAUUCUUUGUAUAUGUCACGUGCUUUAGGAGCAGAAACUCAAUAAAGUAACCCUCACUUUAAGCCAA